This is a messenger RNA of Wyeomyia smithii (pitcher-plant mosquito), 1052 nucleotides long. RefSeq names its product odorant receptor 43a-like. The record is from RefSeq and is a predicted model, not a curated record. The transcript has 6 exons. The coding region runs from base 1 to 957 and encodes 318 amino acids. Gene Ontology annotation, molecular function: odorant binding; olfactory receptor activity. Gene Ontology annotation, cellular component: plasma membrane. Lineage: Eukaryota; Metazoa; Arthropoda; Insecta; Diptera; Culicidae. Gene Ontology annotation, biological process: detection of chemical stimulus involved in sensory perception of smell; sensory perception of smell.
AUGACGGUGUCAUUUUUCCGUAUUGCUCGCCACGUUUGCUAUCGUAGAGAGUUCCAAGAAUGCUGCGGAGCCAUGCAAACGGCAUUCGACAGAUACGUGAACAGUGCGAAUCCCACGAUUCAGGAGAACCUAAAACACCUGCAACAGUCGGCUGAGUGGCUUCUGAAAUGUUAUUUCACUGCGGUGAUGACCCAGGCUCUGCUCUACGGGAUAAUUCCUGCUACUAUUACGAUCGUUCGCUAUAUGUUGGCCCCUGAUACAGUGGAACUUCCACCCACAGUACUGGAGGCGGACUUUGUGUUUUUCGAUCAUCGCUCCAAAUUCUGGCUAUGGCUUCUGACGAUAACUUCAUCGAUCAUUCUCCAAUUCACGUUUCUAACCUAUUUAUUAGCAAAUGAGUGUUUUCAUUGGAACCUUCUACAUCACGUAUCCAGCCUGUUCCAAAUUGUAGGACUGACACUGUCACAAUUAGACGACUGUUCAGAUGAGAACACAUUCAACGAAAAACUGGCCUCUAUCGUACAGGUUCAUGAAGUCUGUUACAGAAGUGCUCGCCUACUAGAACGUGCGUUGAGUCCGGUAAUGGCCAUACUCUACUGCUUUUGCAUCUUUCAAACGUGUGUGAUUAUGUUCAUUGUCACAGCGGUUGACGACUACCUUUUGAUUGGAAUGAUGAUUUUCGUGUUAAACUACACCGUGUUUUUAAUUUUCUCCUUUUCGAUGCUGGGUACAGAAUUAACUGAGAAAAGCUUGUCAAUCUCCGAUGCUGUCUACAACAUGAAGUGGUAUGAGCGAUCGACCAGCCAACAGCGACUGUUACUAUUAAUUCAAAGGCGAUCCCAAAAAGCGUGCACCAUCAGUGCUGGAAAUUUUUUUCUAAUAACCAGAGCAACUUUUGCUGGGGCGAUGCAAUCGGCAUUUUCGUACUUCACAAUCAUGCGAAGAUUCUACGACUAACGAGGAAGGAUGUGGUGCUUUGGAGAAUUUUAAUUGCUUUCGCUAAUCGCAAAGCAUAACCUAGCGGAAUUUUCAUUUAUUACAAUAGUGUAAAA